AUGUUCUUAAAAGUGGGUACAUACAGAAAUGAGGCUCAAAUUGUUGCCAUUGUCAUUGGUAGCCUGGCAAGUUUCACAAGUGGUAUGGUUUUAGCCUGGCCCUCACCAUUCAUUCCAAAAAUAGUCACCGAUAAAGAAAACUACAAUUUAACACAUAAAGAAGCAUCGUACAUACCAAUACUGAACACAGUAGGUCUACUAAUAUCUCUGCCAUUUACCCUGCUCCUUCCUGAUCGUUUCGGAAGAAAACCAACACUUUUGUUCAGUGGCGUUCCAUUUGCGGCCUGUUGGAUUUUAAAGUAUUUUUUUACGAAUUUGUAUGUUUUGUAUUUUGCAAGAUUUGUUGCUGGUUUAGGAGAUGCGCUUUUACUCUCUUCUUUGCCUUUAUAUAUUGGGGAAGUUGCAAUUCCUGAAGUUAGAGGGGUAUGGGGGAAUAGUUUGAUUGUUUCAGGGUAUUUAGGACAAUUUUUAAUGAAUAUUGUUGGUAGUUACUUAAGUGUUAAAGACACUUCCUUAAUUUGCCUCUCAGUUCCAAUAGUUUUCGUGAUAUCAUUUUCGUUCAUGCCGGAAUCACCUUAUUUUUAUAUCAUGAAGGGAAAAUACGAAGAGGCUAAGACUUCCCUUAGAAAAUUUAGACUUAAAGAAAAUAUUGAUGAUGAAUUUUUAACGUUAAAGUCUGAUGUGCAAAGGCAGAUGUCAGAAUCAGGCACUAUAAAGGAUCUCUUCUUUAUAAAAAGCAACCGACGGGCUUUAGUAGCUGGUCUGUUUAUGCGAAUAUCUCAAAUGUUGUCAGGAUUGUUUGUUUUUAUAAGUUAUACUCAGUUUAUUUUCCUAAAGGCUGGUGGUAAUGUCGAUCCGUCAGUAUCAGCAAUUAUUUACACAGGUCUUGCUGCUACGCUCUUUUUAGUAGCGUCAGUUUUUGCUGAAAAGCUCGGUAGGAAGAAAUCUUUAUCCAUUUCUUUAGUUUUAUCCGCAGUCGUGCUUUUGUUGGAAGGUUUUUAUUUUUAUGUAGAUCAAUAUAUCAAAGAAAUUGACCUUUCAAAUUUAAAAUGGUUUCCUUUAGCAGGAAUGUUAGUGUUUUUAAUAUUUGUCUCUUUCGGGGUCGCUAUUAUUCCAACACUAAUGUUAAGCGAACUUUUUUCUGCUAGUAUUAAAGCUAAAGCCGUUUCUAUUGUUAUGGCUGCUUAUGCUAUUAGUUAUGUUCUCAUGAAUACUUUGUUUUAUCAGUUAACUUCGUCUUUAGGAUUGUGUGCUCCAUUUUUCGUUUUCGGCAUUUGUAACAUUGUUUCCGCUUUUUUGGUUGGAAUUUUGGUGCCAGAAACUAAAGGCAAAACUUUAGAAGAUAUACAACAGGAUCUUAAGUCUAACUGA
Psylliodes chrysocephalus is the source of this 1371-nucleotide messenger RNA. The record is from the annotation of a GenBank genome assembly. Lineage: Eukaryota; Metazoa; Arthropoda; Insecta; Coleoptera; Chrysomelidae.